UUUGGGCCGGAAAUAAUGGACUUGAAGACCAAGUCGUCUCAAAAUUGUUCAUGGAGUUAUGUGACGACCCCAAGUCGUCCCAACUUUGUUCAUGGAGUUAUGCGAAGACCCAAAGUCGUCCCAAAAUUGUGACUAAAACUUUAGCAUUUCUUCAUGUGUAUGUGUGGGUAUAUAUGUGUGUGUAUAUAUGAAGAGAAUGUAUCCAUAAAAUCUACUUUAAAGCAUUUCAAAAGUUACGGUGUAGGAGAAAUGGGGUUGGUUUGUUUCCUCGCUUCUUUUCUUCUGCUUGCAGCAUCUUCAUUUGCAAGGCAUCAAGAAUCUGAGCAAGGACUCAGCCAUUCAACUUUGCAUUUGUCCUUGUAUAAUGUGCAAAGACAUGACUCGCACAGAUCAGGACACCUCUUUGGAACAGACUCCAUCGACACACCCUUGAAAGCUGCUACUCGGAAUAAGGAGGGCAAUUACUAUAUCAACAUCAACCUUGGCACUCCGCCCAAACCCUAUGCCGUGAUGGUCGACACUGGCAGCUCCUUCUCGUGGGUGCAAUGCCAGCCCAAGCCAUAUCCCUCUGCAUCCCCCACCUUUAAAAAGUUACCGUGCUCGAAACCCGAGUGCAGUUUACGCGGGGAAGCCACUCCAGUUGACCCUAAAUGCACUGAUCCUAGGGAGUGCAAGUACAAUGCUAGCUAUGUGGACACAUCUUUCUCCUUUGGCUACUUGUGUCGGGAUUUACUGACCCUAACACAAUCAGAUAAACUGCCAGGUUUUGUGUUCGGGUGUGGGCAGGGCAGUCACGAGUUUACGUUUACCAGUGAGUUUGCUGGUAUUGUUGGCAUGGCUCGUGACAAUCUCUCCAUGAUCUCUCAGCUUUCGGCCAAGUAUGGACAUGACUUCUCGUACUGCCUCCCAACAGUGCAGGGACGCAGUGUAGGCUUAUUGUCCAUAGGAAAGGAUUCAUUGACGAGAUCAUCCUACAAGUUCACUCCAAUGCUUAACAUUUCCAAAGGUAACAGGGGUAGCAGCUUGUACGGCUUGAGUUUGACCGCAAUUGUAGUGGCGCGAAAGCCACUCGGAGUAGCAGAAGCCGAGUACAAGCGUUCAACGAUUAUAGAUUCUGGGACAAUGGUCACGCGCUUGCCCACAUCAGUAUAUAAAGUUCUUCGCGAUGAGUUCAGAAGUAUCAUGUCAAAGCACAAACUUAUCCGGACUAACCCGACUUCUGAAUAUCUCCGCACAUGUUAUAAAGGUAGUUUGAAGCAGAUGUCAUCAUAUGUGCCUGAGGUUCGGAUGGUGUUUCAAGGAGGGGUUGAACUCACUCUCGCACCUCAAAACAUUCUUGUAGAAGGGGACGAGGGCACUAUGUGCUUGGCCUUCGCAGAUUACUCAGACACUGAUGAAAUUGCCAUUAUUGGAAACAUUCAGCUGCAGACAUAUAGUGUGGCUUAUGAUGUCUCUAAUUCAAGAAUUGGGUUUGCUGCUGGGGUCUGCACCUAGUUAUUAAAAUGUUAGCAUCUUUUUUUCAUGUAUCAAACAUUAUGGCAUCUCAUGAAAAAGGAGUCGUGGGUAUGCCCUGCAACAACCCUCUCUAUAUGAUAGGUGAACAUUCCGUGACCCUAAAUUGUUGUUAUUUGGAUAGUAAAUCCCAUGUUUGUGUAUGAUUUUGUGUUAUUGUAUAAGAAAGUAGAUGAUAGAACCGAUUAACAAAAAUAAUAAGUUUUCAAAUAGUUUCAAGUAAA
This is a messenger RNA of Cornus florida, 1736 nucleotides long. RefSeq names its product aspartyl protease family protein At5g10770-like. The transcript has 2 exons. Gene Ontology annotation, biological process: proteolysis. The record is from RefSeq and is a predicted model, not a curated record. Gene Ontology annotation, molecular function: aspartic-type endopeptidase activity. Lineage: Eukaryota; Viridiplantae; Streptophyta; Magnoliopsida; Cornales; Cornaceae. Bases 154 to 1494 code for a protein of 446 amino acids.